Messenger RNA from Trichomycterus rosablanca, 2475 nucleotides. It is a transcript of the gene slc25a19, whose product is annotated as solute carrier family 25 member 19. The record is from RefSeq and is a predicted model, not a curated record. The transcript is spliced from 7 exons. Gene Ontology annotation, cellular component: mitochondrial inner membrane. Bases 196 to 1134 code for a protein of 312 amino acids. Gene Ontology annotation, biological process: thiamine pyrophosphate transmembrane transport. Gene Ontology annotation, molecular function: thiamine transmembrane transporter activity. NCBI's taxonomy places the organism in Eukaryota, Metazoa, Chordata, Actinopteri, Siluriformes, Trichomycteridae.
AUCUAAAUACGGGUAGGAAAACACCUUGUCAUCGGACGUCCGUGUGUCAGAGACUGGGUGAAAUAAGAGGAGAAAAAAUGUCAGCAAACUGUAAAUUUAGCUCAUGUAGCGGCUGAAACUGACCGGUGAGAGAGAAUUUCCCUUCUGAGAGAGAGAACAGAUACAGGAGCUGAAUUGAGGAGGAAUUGAGUGGUGAUGGUGGGUUAUGACCCAGGCAGUGCCACCCUCUCUCCGGAGGAAGCCGCCCUGGCGGGGUCAGCGGCGGGCAUGGUGACCCGCGCCAUCAUCAGCCCGCUGGACGUACUGAAGAUCCGCUUCCAGCUGCAGGUGGAGCGCGUCUCAUCCUCCAGACCCGAAGGCAAGUACAGAGGCAUCGUCCAGGCGUGGCGGUGCAUUCUGGGAGAGGAAGGAGUCACCGCGUUCUGGAAAGGUCACGUCGCCGCCCAGCUGCUCUCCGUCUGCUACGGAGCCGUACAGUUUGCGAGUUUCCAGGCUCUGACCGAGCUCGUCCACAACACGACUCCCUACAACAGCCAGGCGGGCGGCAUCCACUUCCUGUGCGGCGGAAUGGCAGCGUGUUCAGCCACCGUGGCCUGCCAACCUCUCGACACCCUGCGCACUCGCUUCGCCGCUCAGGGAGAACCCAAGGUGUACCGGAACCUGCGCCAUGCCGUGCGCACCAUGUACACCCAGGAGGGGGCGCGCACCUUCUACAGAGGCCUCACGCCCACGCUGGUGGCUGUGUUCCCCUACGCCGGCCUUCAGUUCUUCUGCUACAACGUCCUGAGAAAGCUGCUCCAGCAAGACGGAAAGACGUCCAGGGGUGGUCUGCAGAGCUUUGUGGCUGGAAGCGUGGCUGGAGUCAUCAGCAAAACCAUGACGUACCCGUUUGACCUGUUUAAAAAACGCCUGCAAGUGGGGGGAUUCGAGGAGGCCCGGGCACACUUCGGACAGGUAAGGACGUAUCACAGCUUCCUGGACUGCAUGGUGAGCGUCGCCCGAGAGGAGGGACCGUCCGCCUUCUUUAAAGGACUCUCGCCCAGCCUGCUGAAGGCCGCCAUGUCCACCGGACUCACCUUCUUCUGGUACGAGUUCUUCACCAACACCGUCUCCAACAUGAAGAGGAGGAGGUGACCCGAACGUAAGACGAGGGGCGACGUGUGCCAAAACUUUGACUUUUAAAGAUUUUAUACGCAUCCUGAUCUGUUUUUAAAUAAGCGGCGUGAUUGAUCAUGUACACGAUGAUACACAGAGGGAAGUUGAGUAACUGAGGGAGCAAAGUUAUCCAACACCUAUAUCACCCCUGUAAAUAAAUCAUUUACUUUUAUCCAAAGCAACUUACAGUACAGUGACAAUGUAUUGUCUAAGCAAUCAAGACUUAAGGGCCUUGCUCAAGGGCCCAACAGUGGCAGCCUGGCAGUGAUGGGGCUUGAACCAGCAACCUUUCGAUUACUAGUCCAGGACCUUAACCGCUAGUCUACAACUGCACUGCAACUAAAUCAGAAAAGCUGAGAGAUCACACGAUUACAGGGACGUUUCUAAAUUGCUAGGACUCCACCGAACCACACCGAGAGCUGUUAACGACACCCAAUUUAGUCAUUUCCGGCUCCCUGCUGCGUGUUUUCUGUUCCCAGUCCCAGUAUUAGCCGAUCGCUUUGUAUUUACCGGCCAGCAUGAAGAGUCUUGCGCUCCAGGCUCUCUACUGUAUGUCCAAAAGUAUUUGGACGCCUGGUAUAUAGGCUAUAAUAGAUGCAAACAAGACAGCCAAGUCCAUAUUAAGAGCUAUAACGUUACAAAUGGGACGUCCAACAAGCUCAUACUCAACAAAGGUGUCAACAUACUACACUGUACAGCCAAAAGUAUUUGGACGCCUGAUGUAUAGGCUAUUAUAGAUGCAAACAAGACAGCCAAGUCCAUACUAAUGGUUGUAAUAUUGAGAAUGGGACGUCCAACAAGCUCAUACUCGGGUGUCAAUAUAUUACACUGUAUGGCCAAAAGUAUUUGGACGCCUGACGUCUAGGUUAUUAUAGAUGCAAACAAGACAGCCAAGUCCGUAUUAAGAGCUAUAACAUUAAGAAUGAGACGUCCAACAAGCUCACGGUCAGGUGUCAACAUACUACACUGUACGGCCAAAAGUAUUUGGACGCCUGGUGUCUAGGCUAUUAUAGAUGCAGAGAGGACAGCCAAGUCCAUAUAAAUGGCCAUAAUCUUGAGAAUGGGACGUCCAACAAGCUCAAACUCGGGUGUCAACAUACUACACUGUACGGCCAAAAGUAUUUGGACGCCUGACCAUGGGCUUGUUGGAACAAACCUGUGUGUGAUCUUUCAGCUAGAACAACAGCCACUCUUCUAAGAGGGCUUCUCACAAGACUUUAAGUAUGUCUGUGGGAAUUUGUGCCCAUUCAGUUAAAAGAUGGCAGCAUUUGUGUGGCUGUGAUGUUCCGGUUUAUUCCAGAGCUGUUGAGUGGGGCUGAG